GGGACACGAAGCACCAGCGGGAGCAGCGGGAGAGAGAGAGAGAAGUGGGGGGAAGAGGAAGCAGCAGGUGCCAGUUUGCUACGGUGGCCGAGGGGGGGCGGAUGAGGCGAGAAUCAGACACGGCCGACCGAGGCACCAGGCCAGCCGGUGGAGGCAUGCUGUCAUACGUUUGAAUGUGAAUGAAUGUCGGAUCUCGGACUCGAUCCCAUGCCCGGCAAGGAAUGAGAAAAGUGGAGGAAGGAAGGAAGAGAGGAAGAGACGCCGUGGAAGUGAUGGAGGAUUGGAGGGAGGUCGGGGGGCGGGAGAGGAAUUUGGGGCAGCAGCCGCCGAAGAAGAAGAAGCAGCAGCAGCAGCAGAGUGGGUGAGACGGAGGGAGGGAGUAGCGAGCUUGCUUGCUCGCUCGCUUGCUUGAUUGGCUUGCGUGCGUGCGUGCAUGGAGGGACGGGUGGGUUGCUUGACAGAUUGAUUGAUUGAUUGAUUGCUGGAUGGCUUGAUUCUUUGAGUGCUUGAAUUUUGUUUUUUUAGGCCGAGGAGGACGACGACGACGAGAAAGGGUGUGUCCAAGUGUCGGCAGGUUUGAGGAGCUGCCGAAUGAUGAAACGCAGACGAAAUUCCGCUGCCCCUACGUGGUCACGGCGCAUUGAAGGCCGCAGUCUCUAGACGAGAAAGUGUAGAAAGUGUAGAAAGUGGGAGACCAAGUGGAGGGAGGGAGGGGGCGGAGAAGAAGAAGCGACUGGCAGCAGCAGCAGCAGACAUUGAGCGUUCUCGGCGCUCCGGAGAAAUAAAGAAAUGAAGGGAUGGUGGGUGCGAGGAGGGCAGAGGGUCACGGUCCGGUGCAUAGUGCCAAGCAGAGUGUAGAAGCAGCAGCAGCAGUAGCAGGGGCCGAGGAUGAGGAGGACGGAGGGAGAGGCUACGGCAGGAAGAGCAAGCUAGCGGGAGAAUACGAGGAGGAGGAGGAGCAGGAGCAGGAGCAGGAGGGAUGGCAGUGGUCACGGGUGACAGGUAUUUGGAUCUUCUGGCACGCUUCAUCGAAGCACACGCCGGGUCGUUGCUGGAUGGCAGUUUGGUGCUGAAGCUGAAUCCGGUGGGAUUGCACUACGUGCAGACGAGGCUGGAUCAACUUCAUGAACUGGAAGCCUUGAGAGCAGGGGCACCUGUAGAUUAUUUGAGAGCUUAUGUUGCAGAUCUGGGGGAUCACAGAGCGCUAGAGCAGCUCAGGCGAGUGCUAAGAUUGCUGGGGUCGGUGAAGGUGGUGUCCAUGCUCCCGAGCCCUGCUAGGGAUCCCUCACCAAUCACCCUGCUCCCAUUCGCGCGCCUCAGAUGUCUGGAGCUCAGAGGCUGUGAUCUUUCCACUUCUUCUGCCCGUGGAUUGCUCGAAUUACGGCCGAUUUUGGAGAAACUGAUUUGCUACAAUUCUGCCGACGCUUUGAAGCAUAUAUUCGCGGGGCGCACAGCUGAAAUUCAAGGUGCGCAAGUUUGGAGCCGCUUGUCAUCAAUAUCAUGUUCAGGAAACGGGAUGCUGCUCAUGGACGAGUCAUUGCAGCUUCUUCCUGUCGUGGAGGCACUUGAUUUGAGUAGAAACCGGUUCGCUAAGGUUGCCAAUAUGCAGAAGUGCUCGAAUUUGAAGUUUUUGGAUGUUGGAUUCAAUCACAUCACGAGUGUCGUCAAUUUACAUCAGAUACUACUCGGAGUUACGAAGCUGGUGUUACGAAAUAAUGCGCUGGUGAGCUUAAGGGGAUUAGAGAGGAUUGCCUCCUUAGAGGCCCUUGAUCUCUCACACAAUUUGAUCUCAAACUUUCGGGAGGUUGAGUUGCUCAAUCAGUUGCCGUGCCUUUACUCCUUGUGGUUUGUCGGCAAUCCUAUCACAUUCUCCCACCACUAUCGGAAAGAAGCCCUGAGCUAUUUUAAUGAUCCGAAAAAGGUAGUUCUGGAUGGAAGGCAUACAGGCAGGAGGGAGGUUUGGGCUGUCAGAAAGAUUGUUAUUAAUCGACAAAAGCAGCGCUCUAAAUAUGGAGCGUUCACGCCUGCUCAGACUCCUGAGGCAUCCACGAUGUCACUUACCAUCAGUGACUCUGGCGACGUUUCAGAUACUAGUACGACGAGUGUAAAUAAUGGUCAUGGUCCUGUGGCGAAAGCUAGGAAACGGUAUUCCCGGCUAGCAUCGAUUCAGGAUUUAAGUGGACACUUAGCUCCAUCGAGAGCAGGUGAUGGUUCGAAACAGGGAAGUGUGGACUCAGAUAGUGGUGUGCAAGAUACUCCGGAGGACAAGGAACACAUAGAAGAGACUGUGUUGGAUCUUAUGCAUCAAGCUGAAGCUCUGAGAAGAGAAGGUUCAAGCACCUGGUUGAAGGACCUAAACACUCUUCUAGAAAACGAGUCUCCAUCGAAGAAGGCUCAGUACCUAAACUCGCUUGUUGAAAAGGAUUGUGAGGUUGAUCAGCAGAAUACUCAGUGGCAGAGAAGAAGGAGAAAGAGAACUCUGAAGAAAGGACUCAUCGCCUCUGACUCUAUGUCUAGAGAUUCUGACUCCAGUACUCAAAUUGAGGAACAAGACGGAGCUGAAGAGAAUUUGGUGACACGGUCGCAAGGGGGAUCUACAGGCAGCUCCAGACGCUUGAGCAAAGAGGCUUUCGCAGAAUAUUUUUCAGCGUGGAAACUAGAUGAGAACUAUGUCGGGGAUGCCGAUGAAAACUUUCGGAUCUCUCUUGUAGAUGGAAACCGUUUACAUCAACUGCCUUCUGACGGAGGCGACCUAUUUGUAGAUAACCUUGCCGAAACGUUUAGACUCACGGAAGAACUCAUUAGUGGAAAGAUGUUAGCUGGCUCACCUUCUUCUCCUCCUCAAUUCAAUCAAGACUUGUUACACCGUCGCCAGGAUCUUGAAAGGGAGCUUUUGCAACUACCUUUGGAACCCGAAAUCACACCCUUCUACGAUAGUGAAACCAGCAGCGAGACGACCUACUCCCAGCUGUCGGACAGUAGUGAAAGCCUUCAUCAUAGCCCACCACCUUCUGUGAGGCAUCCCUUCACCAUAGUCCAUGAACCUCGAGAUUUUGAGCUGAAACGAAGCGAGGGUAAUGCUGAUUCUAAGCACUCGAGGGACAGUGGACCUUCUGCAAGUGGCGAGAUAAGUAAUAGCGAUGACCCCAACAGCGUGAAUAAAGGCGAAGAUGUUGAUGUUUGUAAAGAAAAUAGAAACGAGAACAGGCAGCCAGAGCAGACCGUAUCUAGCCUGCCACCUCCUAAACCUAAGCCUGCUCGAAGAAUUAUACGUCUGGAGUCAUUUUGUUCCGAUCGAGGUGCUGAAGGCCUUCAGAGGCAAGGAUCUCUUCGGAGAAAUAUAAGUUUGCACAGGAGGUCCAGUUCCUUGGGCGUCGGCACUGCAGAUGGACCAGAGCUAACAAGGUCAUUGAGUUCGUCGAUAGAGUAUCCAAAUCCCUCAGGUCUGACUAGUAUUAGUUGCUCAGAUGUUUCAAGAAGUGCGUCUAUUGAAGGUGCCGAAGAUUCCCAGCCUAAACCGUCAGAAAAUGGGAAUCAAGGGGUUUCAGCGUCUUUUACUUUGCAGAAGGUUGGAAGUCUUGAGAGAUCGGACAGUAGCCCGCAGUUCUGCAGGUUGCACUCAAUGGUGGGCCCAUUUGUUGAUCCUUGUGCCUAAUGACAGGUUCUCCUUAUCUUUCUCUCGACUGAAGUUGCCUUAGCCCAAAUAGAUGAGUUUAUUAUCAGUGCAAUCUCAUCGUACACCGGCAACUAGAGUCAAGUCUUUUCUAUUGGCGGUAUGACCCAUAUAUGAGCCUGUUCUUCGACCUCAUCUGUAAAUAUGCUGGCCUUGAUGUCAAAGAAAUUGAUUUGUACAUAUACAAGUUUUACAAAUAUCAUUUUUCUCCCCU
Molecule: messenger RNA, 3887 nt
Organism: Marchantia polymorpha subsp. ruderalis
Lineage: Eukaryota; Viridiplantae; Streptophyta; Marchantiopsida; Marchantiales; Marchantiaceae
Source: the annotation of a GenBank genome assembly